Molecule: messenger RNA, 561 nt
Organism: Ilyonectria robusta
Lineage: Eukaryota; Fungi; Ascomycota; Sordariomycetes; Hypocreales; Nectriaceae
Exons: 1
Coding region: 1-561 (186 amino acids)
Source: RefSeq, a predicted model, not a curated record
AUGCAGAUCAAGGCUAUCCUCUUCGCUCCCCUCCUGGCCACUGGCCUCGUCUCGGCCGCGCCCGCCACCAGCAAGCCCAAGACCUUCGAGAUCAUGGCUCUCCGCUCCGCCAGCCCCAUCCACUUCUCCGAGCUCCAGGCCGCCCGCAACAGCAUCUUCCUCCAGCUUCCCGACCAGAAGGCCUACUGCCACACCAAGUCGGACAACUACGCCACCUUCAAGCUGGUCGGCGACGAGCUGCGCCUCUACAAGUCGUCCGGAACUCCCCAGAAGAUCUGGACCGACCGCUCCGGCAUGGGCCAGGGCGUUCUUGGCUACAGCACUGGCGACUCCAAGCCCCGGAACGGCGAGCACAAGGGAUGGAAGAUUGACAAGAACGGCGACCUGACCUUCAAGGGCCAAGGUCUGCUUGCCUGCCCCGGCAGCAUCAGCAAGUCUUGGAGCAUCUGGGUCGACACCGGUAUCGCCAACCCCGGCGGCAACAAGAACUGCCUGGGCUUCUCUGCCCGCACUCUGCCCAUUGCCAAGCCCAACAGCUGCAAGUACACUGAGCAGAAGUAA